Boleophthalmus pectinirostris (great blue-spotted mudskipper) is the source of this 2452-nucleotide messenger RNA. RefSeq lists its product as uncharacterized. The record is from RefSeq and is a predicted model, not a curated record. The transcript has 9 exons. NCBI's taxonomy places the organism in Eukaryota, Metazoa, Chordata, Actinopteri, Gobiiformes, Gobiidae. Bases 533 to 2452 code for a protein of 639 amino acids.
CAUGAUUUAGCCUUUAUUUUUUACUGAACCGUAUCGAAUCGAAAGCGCACUGUAUCGAGGUUUGUCUCAUAUCAGUGACUUCUUAACAACACUCGGCCUCAGUCAACAGGGAAACGUGGCUCUUGCCCCGUCUGGGAGUAUGACAUCAUCACAUUCUAGAACCUGAAAACCUCCCAGUUCCAUCAGGUUCACGGCGCCGAUGACAUCAUACAUGUAAAGUUCCAUAAAGCCUUGUUACCAUGGCAACUCCGGAACUCAAAGCUAAACUUCAAAGCUUUGUGGGCUUUAACUCAAAGCUUUGUUUGGCCUCGGGGAGAUUAUAAGAGUAGGCAAAUCGCAAAUCACAAAUCGAAAAUCACAUAUCGCUUAACGGAAAAGGCACAUUUAGCUGAGCUUGACACAGAGCAAAUCGUACAAAGAUUUCAAACAGUAGACUUCACAGAGGAGACUUUACAGAGUAGAUUUCACAGAGUAGGUCGCACUUUUUAUCUGCGUAACACCUGUUGUCAGAUCUUUGUGGAGGAGAAGGUCCAUGAUGAGCUCUAAGACGCUGCAGCAGAUCCGGGAGCUGGAGGAGAAGAUGAUCAGUCUGGAGGAGCAGGACGAGCUGUGGUCUCGUAAAGAAGCUCAGGUCCUGGAGAAGCUCGACCUCCUGAAGAAGGAGCAGAAAACGAUCCUGGACCCUCUGAGACGAAAGCUGGAGCAGACAGAGAAGAGCUUCAGGACAGAGCUGGAGCAGGCAGAGAGGAACUUCAGGACAGUGCUGGAAGAGAGGAGGAACAAGGAGGAAGAACACGCAAGGAGAGAGGAAGAACUACAGAUGAAAAUACAAGACGCACAACGCAGGAAAAGAGAGUCAGAGGAGUUGUUCUUCCAGCAGAGGGCGCAGCUCAUGGCUCAGAUCUCGGACUUGGAUCAGGCUCUGGUCCGACAGGAACAGGAGCACAAGACCGAACUGGAGAAAGCGAAGAAGGAACAAGAGGAACGCAUCGACAGAAAAGUCAAAAUGCUGAUGUGGCAGAGGCGGCAGGUGGUGGAGGAGGAGGAGCAGGCGUUGCUCCUGUCGCAGUGGCGCAGGGAGCAGGAGCAGAACGACAGGUGCAGGGAGGAGAUCGCGGACGCCCAGAGGGAGACGGACGAGCUCCGGGACGAUAUCAAACUCCUGAGGGACCAACAGAGGGAGAUCCACCUCCGCACACACACCACCAAACAAAAAUGCGAAGACAUGAGGAAGAUCAACCAGACCCUCAAGCAGGAGAUGGGGAGGUUGUCCAGGAAGUUGAAGGACCUGAGCAAGAGAAAGUUGAGUCUGAACGAGGAGAAGGUGAAAUCUGAGGAGCUCACCGACAAACUCAGGGAUGACUACAGAGUUCUGUGCCUGAAGCGGGAGGAACAGAGAGUGGAGAUCCUCAGACUGAAGGAGGAGGAGAAAAGAGCGAGGAGGAGGAGGACACACAACGAGACGAACCUACGCAUAGCCAUCGAUGUCCUGCGGGAGAUCAUACAGGUGGAACAGGACCGCAGACAGAUGCCCUCCCUGAAGCUCACGCGUCUCUGCGCCCCCCGCGGACUCUUGGUGUCCCGAGAGCGCCCCCCGCGGACUCCUGGUGUCCCGAGAGCGCCCCCCGCGGACUCCUGGUGUCCCGAGAGCGCCCCCCGCGGACUCCUGGUGUCCCGAGAGCGCCCCCCGCGGACUCCUGGUGUCCCGAGAGCGCCCCCCCGCGGACUCCUGGUGUCCCGAGAGCACCCCCGCGGACCCUGGUGUCCCGAGAGCGCCCCCCACGGACUCCCCGAGAGCGCCCCCGCGGACCCUCGUGUCCCGAGAGCGCCCCCCGCAGACUCCCCGAGAGCGCCCCCCGCGGACCCUCGUGUCCCGAGAGCGCCCCCCGCGGACCCUGGUGUCCCGAGAGCGCCCCCCGGCAGACUCCUAGUGUCCGAGAGAGCGCCCCCCACCCUCCCGAGAGCGCCCCCGCGACUCCUGGUGUCCCGAGAGCGCCCCCGCGGACUCCUGGUGUCCCGAGAGCGCCCCCGCGGACUCCUGUGUCCCGAGAGCCCGCCGCGGACCCUGGUGUCCCGAGAGCGCCCCCCACGGACUCCCCGAGAGCGCCCCCCGCGGACCCUCGUGUCCCGAGAGCGCCCCCCGCAGACUCCUAGUGUCCCGAGAGCGCCCCCCGCGGACCCUCGUGUCCCGAGAGCGCCCCCCGCGGACCCUGGUGUCCCGAGAGCGCCCCCCGGCAGACUCCUAGUGUCCCGAGAGCGCCCCCCACGGACCCCUAGUGUCCCGAGAGCGCCUCCUGUUGGCGUGUGGGGCGAUAAAAACUCGUUCUUUGUGGCGACGAACCUGAUCGUGACGCGUGGACAGAGACAAGGAAGCUGCGCCGAGGUCAGACUCACACACAACCCGACCACACAGUCCUGGACUGACGCUUUGGACGCGCGUCUUGGCCGCUGA